AUGAGCGAAAGCAGCUCCUUCCAUGGUUACUACUCGAAUAAUUGCAAAAUCAAGCACUGUUUUCGGAGUACCAAGACGAUUAGGACAGUAUUCAGUGCAAGGAAGAAGAUCUCUAUUAGCAAGGCCGGAAACAGGUGCGCGCUGUUGGGAGGAUGCCGGGGAAUCAAGAGGAAGUUGAUCCAAUUUGAAGUAGCCAAGUCAGGAUCUAUCAAAGGUAGGAUUUCUCGGUGUGCUCAAUUCCCCUGCUCUAUCCAGCAGUGUGCUCACAUCGGUGUGCUCAACCCGCAGCUUUUGAAUGUAGUACAGGGCUCAAUCAAUCUCAUAGAAGAUCAGGAGAUACCUAGGAAUCGAGGAAUCGAGAUACCGAGUGAAAGCAAUACAGCAGAUAAGAAAGCUCAUACAGGGAUUCAAACAGUGCUCAGUGGAGAAAGUUCUCCCUUGUUCUCGGGGUAG
Microthlaspi erraticum is the source of this 453-nucleotide messenger RNA. The record is from the annotation of a GenBank genome assembly. Lineage: Eukaryota; Viridiplantae; Streptophyta; Magnoliopsida; Brassicales; Brassicaceae.